GAAGAGAAAUUAUUACCCAUGGAUAAUUGUGGAUACCCGAAACCCGAACGGGUAUGGGCAUGGUUUUGAUUUUCUACCCAUUUCACAUGUGGGUAUGGGUAUGGGUAAAACCCGAACUACUAUGGGUAGGGUAAUGGAUAUGCACUAUCCGCGCCCGAUCCGACCCAUUGCCAUCCCUAAAUUGCCAUCCGAAUAUAACUUGGCACAAAUCGGUGCUUAAUGCACUUAACAUCCGUAGAGAAUAGGAUCAAUAGACUUCAUUAUCGGUGGAGAAUAGCCUCAGCCUGAUUCUGUGAUCUGCAACCUCCAGAAUUGAAAGAAAAUGACAUUUAGGAAAAAUCGACUAAAAUCUGUGAUGGUACCCCUUUGGAAUCUCCCGAAAAUGGACCCGGAAUACAUUCUCCCAAAUCGGUUCUUAAUGGAAUUAAUCAUCGUUGAUGAAUAGCCUAAGACCGAAUCCGUGAUCUGUAGCCUUCAAAAUACAAAGAAAUUGGCCUUUCGUCGCCCAAAAAAUUUCGACAAUGCCAUCCGAAAAUAAUUUGGCCCAAAUCGGUGCUUAAUGGAGGUACCAUCCGUGGUGAAUAGGAUCAAGAGACUUAAUUAUCGGUGGAGAAUAGCCUCGGCUUGAUUCCGUGAUCUGCAACCUCCAUAAUCAAAAGGAAAUGACAUUUUGGAAAAAUCGCACGAAAUCUGUGAUGGUACCCCUUUGGAAUCUGCCAAAAAUGUACCCGGAAUAAACUCGCCCAAAUCGGUGCUUAAUGGAAUUAAUCAUCGUUGAUAAAUAGCCUCAGGGCGAUCCGUGAUCUGUAGCCUUCAUAAUCCAAUGAAAAUGGCAUUUCCUUGCACAAAAAUUACGAAAAUGUCAUCCGAAAAUAAUUUGGCCCAAAUAGGUGCUUAAUGAAGGUACCAUCCAUGAAGAAUAGAGUCAAUAGACUCCAUUAUUGGUGGAGAAUAUGCUCGGCCUGAUUCCGUGAUCUGCAACCUAUAGAAUCGAAAGAAAUUGGCAUUUCGAAAAAAUCGUCCGAAAUUUGUGAUGGUACCCCUUUGGAAUCUGCCAAAAAUGGACCUGGAAUAAAUUCGCCCAAAUCAGCGCUUAAUGGACUUAAUCAUAGUUUUAAAAUAGCCUCAUGUCGAAUCCGUGAUCUGUAGCCUUCAAAAUCCAAAGAAAAUGGCCUUUCAUCGCCCAAAAAAUUACGAAAAUUCCAUCCGAAAAUAAUUUGGCCCAAAUUGGUGCAUAAUGUACUUAACUUCCGUGGAGAAUAAGAUCAAUUGACUUCAUUAUCGGUGGAGAAUAGCCUCGGCAAGAUUCCGUGAUCUGUAGCCUCCAGAAUCGAAAGAAAAUGGUAUUUCGGAAAAAUCCCCCAAAAUCUGUGAUGGUACCCCUUUGCAAUCUGCCAAAAAUUGAUCCGGAAUAAAUCCACCCAAAUCAGUGAUUAAUGGACUUAGUCAUCGUUGAAGAAUAGUCUCAGGCCGAAUCCAUGAUUUGUAGCCUUCAAAAUCCAAAGAAAAUGGCAUUUCGACGCACACAAAAUUAUGAAAAUGCCAUCCGAAAAUAAAUUGGCCCAAAUCGGUGCUUAAUGGAGGUACCAUCAGUGUAGAAUAGGAUCAAUAGACUUCAUUAUCGGUGGAGAAUAGCCUCGGCCUGAUUCCGUGAUCUGCAACCUCCAGAAUCGGAAGAAAAUGGCAUUUUGGAAAAAUCGCACGAAAUCUGUGAUAAUAGCGGCCCAUAGGCGCAAGAUGUACCUUGUGGGGGGGGGGGGUGGUCCCCUGGACAUAGUCCUUUCAGGCGGUGGCCAUUUAGUCCAUGGUCCAUUUGAUGGUCGGUGCAAGGCCAGAAAUUUGAACACAUUGAUUCCGCCCGUUCCCGUCCUUCGCUUCAGGGCCUGUCCCUCAGUGUGGUCAGUCUCCAUACUGUCGGGCAGCGAAGCUUACACUUGUUCACUAAUUAUGACGGUUCGCCAGGGCCUCUUUCCUCCUCCCUUUUCUGCUCACUCAUAGGGGUUCGGCCCCCCACAAAAGGGGAGGGAGUCGACUGAACAUCUCAGCCAUUGGCGAGAAUUUCGCCCGCAUCCGAUCCCCAAUUCUUGUUCACCCCGGAUGAUCGUGUUGGGUGAAUUGUGACCACGUACGAUCGUGUCGGGUGAGCAACAGCCGCUUCGUCACAGUACUUACUUAUGGGCUAACGGGUCACACUUUGCCCUUUGGAAUCUGCCAAAAAUGGACCCGGAAUAAAUUCGACCAAAUUGGCGCUUAAUAGACUUAAUCAUCGUUGAAGAAAAGCCUCAGGACGAAUCUGUUAUCUGUAGCCUUCAAAAUCCAAAGAAAAUGGCCUUUCGUCGUCCAAAAAGUUACCAAAAUGCCAUCUGAAAAUAAUUUGACCCGAAUCGGUGAUUAAUGGACUUAUCAUCCUUGGGGAAUAGGAUCAAUAGACUUCAUUAUCGGUGGAGAAUAACCUCGGCUUGAUUCCGUGAUCUGCAACCUCCAGAAUCAAAAGAAAAUGACAUUCAGAUAAAUCGCCUGAAAUCUGUGAUGUUACCCCUUUGAAACUAAUCAUCGUUGGAGAAUAGCCUCAGGCCGAUCAGUGAUCUGUAGCCUUCAAAAUCCAUAUAAAUUGUCCUUUCGUCGCCCAAAAAGUUAGGAAAAUGCCAUCCGUAAAUAAUUUUGCCCAAAUCGGUGCUUAAUGGAGGUACCAUCGGUGUAGAAUAGGAUCAAUAGACUUCAUUAUCAAUGUAGAAUAGCCUCGGCCUGAUUCCGUGAUCUGCAACCUCCAGAAUCGGAAGAAAAUGGCAUUUUGGAAAAAUCGCCCGAAAUCUGUGAUAGUACCCCUUUGGAUUCUGCCAAAAAUGGACCCGGAAUAAAUUCACCCAAUCGGCGCUUAAUGGACUUAAUCAUCGUUGAAGAAUAGCCACAGGGCGAUCCGUGAACUGUAGCCUUCAAAAUCCGAAGAAAAUGGCCUUUCGUCGCCCAAAAAUUACGAAAAUGUCAUCCGAAAAUAAUUUGGCCCAAAUCGGUGCUUAUUGGAGGUACCAUCCGUGGAGAAUAGGAUCAAUAGACUUCAUUAUCGGUGGAGAAUAUCAUCGGCCUGAUUACGUGAUCUGUAACCUCCAGAAUCGAAAGAAAAUGGCAUUUCGGAAAAAUCACUCGAAAUUUUUGAUGGUACCCCUUUGGAAUCUGCCAAAAAUGGACCCUUAAUAAAUUCGCCCAAAUCGUCGAUUAAUGGACUUAAUCACCGUGGAAGAAUAGCCUCAAGCCGAAUCUGUGAUCUGUAGCCUUCAAAAUCCAAAGAAAAUGACCUUUCGGCUCCCAAAAAAUUACGAAAAUGCCAUACGAAAAUAAUUUGGACCAAAUCGGUGCAUAAUGGAGCUACCAUCCGUGGAGAAUAGGAUCAAUAGACUUCAUUAUCGGUGGAGAAUAGCCUUGGCCUGAUUCAGUGAUCUGCAAUCUCCAUAAUCGAAAGAAAAUGGCAUUUCGGAAAAAUCACCCGAAAUAUGUGAUGGUACCCCUUUGGAAUCUACCAAAAAUGGACCCGGAAUAAAUUCGCCCAAAUCGGCGCUUAAUGGACUUAAUCAUCGUUGAAGAAAAAUGGCCUUUCGUCGUCCAAAAAACUACGAAAAAUGGCAUCCAAGAAUAAUUUAGCCCAAAUCGGUGCUUAAUGGAGGUACCAUCGGUGGAGAAUACGAUCAAUAGACUUAAUUAUCGGUGGAGAAUAGCCUCGACUUGAUUCCGUGAUCUGCAACCUCCAGAAUAGAAAGAAAAUGGCAUUUCGGAAAAAUCGCCUAAAAACUCUGAUGGUACACCUUUGCAAUCUCCCAAAAAUGGACCCGGAAUAAAUUCGCACAAAUCGGCGCUUAAUGGACUUAAUCAUCGUUGAAGAAUAGUCUCAGGCCAAAUCCGUGAUCUUUUGGCCUUCAAAAAACAAAGAAAAUGGUCGUUUGUCGCCCAAAAAAUUAUGAAAAUGCCUUCUGAAAUUUUUUUUGGCCCAAAUCGGUGCUUAAUGGAGGUAUCAUCCGUGGAGAAUAGGAUCAAUGGACUUCAUUAUCGGUGGAGAAUAGCCUCGGCUUGAUUCGUGAUCUGCAACCUUCAGAAUCGAAAGAAAAUGGCAUUUUGGAAAAAUCGUACGAAAUUUGUGAUGGUACCCCUUUCGAAUCUGCCAAAAAUGGAACCGGAAUAAAUUCGCCCAAAUCGACGCUUAAUAGACUUAAUCAUCGUUGAAGAAUAGCCUCAGGCCGAAUCCAUGAUCGGUAGCCUUCAAAAUACAAAGAAAAAUGGUCUUUCGUCGCCAAAAAAAUUACGAAAAUGCCAUACGAAAAUAAUUUGGCCCAAAUCGGUGCUUAAUGGACUUAUCAUCCGUGGGGAAUAAGAUAAAUAGACUUCAUUAUCGGUGGAGAAUAGUCUCGGCCUGAUUCCAUGAUCUGCAAACUCCAGAAUCGAAAGAAAAUGGCAUUUCGGAAAAAUCGCCUGAAAUCUGUAAUGGUUCCCCUUUGGAAUAUACUAAAUAUAUACCCAGAAUAAAUUCGCCCAAAUUGGUUCUUAAUGGACUUAAUCAUCGUUGAAGAAUAGCCUUAUGCCGAAUCCGUGAUCUGUAGCAUUCAAAAUCCAAAGAAAAUGGUCUUUCGUCGCCAAAAAAAUUAAGAAAAUGCCAUCCAAAAAUAAUUUGGCCCAAAUUGGUGAUUAAUGGAGGUACCCUCCGUGGAGAAUAGGAUCAAUAGACUUCAUUAUCGGUGGAGAAUAGUCUCUGCCUGAUUCCGUGAUCUGCAACCUCCAGAGUCAAAAGAAAAUGGCAUUUCGGAAAAAUCGCACGAAAUAUGUGAUGGUACCCCUUUGGAAUAUGCUAAAAAUGGACCCGGAAAUAAAUUCACCCAAAUUGGCGCUUAAUGGACUUAAUCAUCGUUGAAGAAUAUCCUCAGGCCAAUCCGUGAUCUGUAGCCUUCAAAAUCCAAAGAAAAUGGCCGUUCGUCGCCCAAAAAAUUACGAAAAUGCCUCCGAAAAUAAUUUGGCCUAAAUCGGUGCCUAAUGGACUUAUCAUCUGUGGAGAAUAGGAUCAAUAGAAUUCAUUAUCGGUGGAGAAUAGCCUUGGCCUAGUUUCGUGAUCUGCAACCUCCAGAAUAAAAAGAAAAUGGCAUUUCGGAAAAAUCACCCUAAAUCUGUGAUGGUACCCCAUUUGGAAUAUGGCGAAAAUGGACCCGGAAUAAAUUCACCCAAAUCGGCUCUUAAUGGAAUUAAUCAUCGUUGAAGAAUAGCCUCAGGCCGAAUCCGUGAUCUGUAGCCUUCAAAAUCCAAAUAAAUUGGCCUUUCGUCGCCCAAAAAAUUACGAAAAUGCCAUCUGAAAAUAAUUUGGCUCAAAUCGGUGCUUAAUGGAGGUACAAUCCGUGGAGAAUAAGAUAAAUAGACUUCAUUAUCAGUGGAGAAUAGCCUCGGCCUGAUUCCAUGAUCUGCAAACUCCAGAAUCGAAAGAAAAUGGCAUUUCGGAAUAAUCGCCAAAAUCCAUAAUGGUACCCCUUUGGAAUAUGCCAAAAAUGUACCCAAAAUAAAUUUGCCCAAAUUGGUGCUUAAUGGACUUAGUCAUCGUUGAUGAAUAGCCUCAGGCCGAUACGUGAUCUAUAGCCUUCAUAAUCCAAAGAAAAUGGUCUUUUCUUGCACAAAAAUUACGAAAAUGCCAUCCAAAAAUAAUUUGGCUCAAAUCGGUGCUUAAUGGAGGUACCAUCCGUGGAGAAUAGAGUCAAUAGACUCCAUUAUUCGUGGAGAAUAUGCUCGGCCUGAUUCCGUGAUCUGCAACCUAUAGAAUCGAAAGAAAAUGGCAUUUCGAAAAAAUCGCCCGAAAUUUGUGAUGGUACCCCUUUGGGAUCAAUAGACUUCAUUAUUGGUGGAGAAUAGCAUCGGCCUGAUUCCAUGAUAUUUAGCCUCCAGAAUCGAAAGAAUAUGACAUUUCGGAAAAAUUGCUCGAAAUCUGUGAUGGUUCCCCUUUGAAAUCUGCCGAAAAUUGACCUGGAAUAAAACCAUCCAAAUCGAUGCUUAAUGGACUUAAUCAUCAUUGAAGAAUAGCCUCAGAUCGAAUUUGUGAUCUGUAGCCUUCAAAAUCCAAAGAAAAUGGCAUUUCGUUGCCAAAAAAUUACGAAAAUGCCGUACGAAAAUAAAUUUGCCCAAAUCAGUGCUUAAUGGACUUAUCCUCUGCGUUGAAUAGAAUCAAUAGACUUCAUUAUCGGUGAAGAAUAGCCUCGGACUGAUUCCGUGAUCUAUAGCCUGCAUAAUCGAAAGAAAAUUGCAUUUUGGAAAAAUCGCCCAAAAUCGGUGAUGGUACCCCUUUGUAAUAAGCCAAAAAUUGACCUGGAAUAAAUCCGUUACAAUCGGUGCUUAAUGAACUUAAUCAUCGUUGAAGAAUAGCCUCAGACAGAAUCCAUGAUCUGUAGCCUUCAAAAUACAAAGAAAAUGGCAUUUUGUCGCACAAAAAAUUAUGAAAAUGCAAUCCGAAAAUAAAUUAGCCCAAAUCGGUGCUUAAUGGAGUUAUCAUUUGUGGAUAAUAGGAUCAAUAGACUUAAUAGAGUUAUCAAUUAGCCCAUUAUCGGUGGAGAAUAGCCUCGGCCUGAUUCAGUGAAUUGUAGCCUCCAGAAUCGAAAGAAAAUGGCAUUUCGGAAAAAUCGUCAAAAAUCGGUGAUGUCAGCCAAAAAUUGACUCGGAAUAAAUCCGCUCAAUUCGGUGCUUAAUGGACUUAAUUAUCGUUAAAGAAUUUAUUACACCCCUUUGUAAUAAGCCAAAAAUUCACCCGGAAUAAAUCAGCCCAAAUUGGUGCUUAAUGGACUUAAUCAUCGUUGAAGAAUAGCCUCAGACGAUAUCUGUGAUGUGUAGCCUUCAAAAUACAAAGAAAAUGGCCUUUUGUUGCACAAAAAAUUACGAAAAUGCAAUCCGAAAAUAAAUUAGCCUCAAUCGG
Linum trigynum is the source of this 6925-nucleotide messenger RNA. The record is from the annotation of a GenBank genome assembly. NCBI's taxonomy places the organism in Eukaryota, Viridiplantae, Streptophyta, Magnoliopsida, Malpighiales, Linaceae.